Molecule: messenger RNA, 3088 nt
Organism: Phodopus roborovskii (desert hamster)
Lineage: Eukaryota; Metazoa; Chordata; Mammalia; Rodentia; Cricetidae
Product: NACHT, LRR and PYD domains-containing protein 9B-like
Biological process (GO): regulation of inflammatory response
Cellular component (GO): cytoplasm
Molecular function (GO): protein binding
Source: RefSeq, a predicted model, not a curated record
ACUUUUUUCUUGGCUUUGAAGAUUUAUCAACCUCUGAAGUCCUGGCUCAUCAUUCCAGAUGGAGGAAACAACUGGAUAUAGCUUAACUCUUUGCCUGCAAAAGCUCAGAGAUGCAGAGUUCCUGACAUUUAAAAAGCUGCUCAGGAAAGUGUCAGAGCAAUUUAAACUCAAGCCAAUUCCUUGGACUGAGAUUGAGAUGAUUUCAAGAAAAGACAUGGAAAUGCUGUUGAAUACACAUUAUCCAGGAAGGGCAUGGGACAUCGCAUUGAAACUGUUUCUACAGGUCAAAAGAAAUGACCUCUGGAUUAUGACUCAGGAGCUGAGAAGAGAUAAACAAAGUUCAUACAGAGAGAUUAUGAAGACUAUAUUUAAAUACAUAUGGACCCGGGAGAACUACGUUCAUAUGCCUGAUUUAGACUACAAAUUAACUCUAGAAAGGCAGUACAGAGAAUUGCAAGAAGUAUUUGGUCCUCAGUUGGAGCCAGUCACUGCAGUUGUCCUGGGUAAUAAAGGAGAAGGCAAAAGCACUUUCUUAAGAAAAGCAAUGAUGGAUUGGGCAUCAGGAAUCUUAUGGCAGAACAGAUUUCAGUAUGUUUUCUUCUUCUCUCUCAUCUCGCUUAACAACACCACUGAGUUAAGCUUAGCUCAGCUCAUCUCAAGUAAGUUAUCUGAGUCUUCAGAGAUGCUGGAUGAUGUCUUAUCCGAUCCUAGAAGAAUCUUGUUUAUCCUGGAGGGAUUUGACUACCUGAAGUUUGACUUGGAACUCCGGACAAACUUAUGCAGUGACUGGAGGAAGAGUAUGCCAACACAGAUUGUCUUGAGCAGUUUGCUACAGAAAGUAAUGCUCCCAGAAUCCUCUCUGCUUCUUGAAUUGGGAUGCCAAAGUGAACAAAAAAUAUCUCCAUUGCUACAGUAUCCAAGGACCAUAUAUAUUGGAGAAUUUGUUAACCCAGCUAUAAAGUUAUAUUGUAUGUUUUUCUUCAAAAAUGCUGAGAAAGGCUUAGAAGUCUUUAAUUAUUUAGAAUCCUGUCUACCAUUGUUCUUGAUAUGCAAAAAUCCUUACAUAUGCUGGUUGACCUGUAGUACUAUAAAGUGGCAGUGUGACAGGGGAGAGGAAGUAAACUUAUAUAGUGAAACAAGUGCAGGGAUAUACACGAGCUUUACAUUGAGCUCAUUCAGAUCAGAGUAUGCCAACACUCCAUCUAAAGAGAACAGAGCCCGAUUAAAGACCCUGUGUACUUUGGCUGUGGAAGGAAUUUGGAAAUGGGUGUUUGUGUUUAAGUCUGAGGAUCUCAGGAGGAAUGGGAUAUGUGAAUCUCAGCAGACAGUGUGGCUGCGAAUGAAUUUUCUCAAUACACGAGGUGACUGUUUCGUGUUUUAUCAUCCUGCACUACAGUGUUAUUUUGCUGCCCUGUUCUAUUUCCUCAGACAAGACAAAGACAAACCUCACCCCAUUAUUGGAAGCCUACCCCAGCUUCUAAGAGAAAUCUAUGGGCAUGGGUUCUAUUCUCAUGGAGAAACUCACUGGUCCAUUACUGGGAUAUUUGUGUUUGGAAUUGCCACCGAAAAAGUUGCUACCAUGCUGAGACCACACUUUGGUUUUAUACCAUUCCAGGAGACAAAACGGGAAAUCCUCAAAUGCAUUAGUAAUUUGAGUCAAGGAGAGUGCAGUGGGAAAGUGAGUGCCCAGAGUUUGUUUGAUGGCCUGCUAGAUAACCAAGAGGAACGAUUUGUAACACAAGUGUUGGAUCUAUUUGAAGAAAUGACUAUUGAUAUUAGUAAUGUAGAUGAAUUGUCAUUGGCGAAAAUUUAUCUGCAGAAAUCUCAAAAAAUAAAGAAACUUCAUCUGCAUAUAGAUCACAGAAUUUUCUCAGAAAUCUAUGACCCAGAAGAGUGUGACUUAGAAUACUUUACAGAAGAGAAGAUCAAAGUAACCCAAGAAUGGAGUGAGUUCUGCAGUGUUUUCCAGAAAUUGCAAGUGCUGGAUAUGGAGAGCUGUAAUUUCAAUGAAACCGUGAUUCAGGAUCUUUGUGCAUCAAUGUCUCCAUCUACUACAAUGCCUCUGAAUGCUUUUAAGCUGCAAAGCUUGUCGAAAUGUUCCUUCAUGACUAACUUUGGAGAUGGUGCAUUAUUUUCCACACUUCUUCGACUACCUCAUCUGAAAUCUCUGAACCUCUAUGGCACUAAUCUCUCCAGUGAUGUAGUUGAGAAUAUUUGCUCGGUGCUGAAAUGUCCAACAUGCAGAGUAGAGGAGCUGCUGUUGGGGAAAUGUGACAUCUCCAGUGAUGCUUGUGGUGCAAUUGCUACUUCCCUAACCAAAUGCAAGGUGAAACAUCUAUCAUUGGUUGAAAAUCCCUUGAAGAAUAAAGGAGUGAUGAAACUGUGUAAAAUCCUGAAGCAUCCGAGCUGUGUCCUGGAAACACUGAUGUUGUCAUAUUGCUGUCUCACCUUCAUUGGCUGUAGCCAUCUCUAUGAAGCCCUUUUGUGCAAUAAAUGCCUCUCUCUGCUUGACCUGGGCUCAAAUUUCCUGGAAGAUACUGGAGUGAACAUUCUGUGUGAAGCUUUGAAAGCCCCAGCGUGCCCUGUACAGGAGUUAUGGUUGUCUGGUUGCUAUCUCACUUCAGCCUGCUGUGAGGGGAUCUCUGCUGUCCUUUCUUGCAAUAAAAAUAUAAAGACCCUGAAACUGGGCAACAAUAACAUACAAGACUCUGGCGUCAAAAAGUUAUGUGAAGCUCUGAUGAAUCCUGAAUGUAAAUUACAGUGUCUUGGGUUAGAUAUGUGUGAGUUCACCACUGGCUGUUGUGCAGACCUUGCCUUGGCUCUCACCAAAUGCAGAACCCUGACCAGCCUGAACCUGGACUGGAUGACCUUUGACCCUGAUGGCCUGGAGCUGCUUUGUGAGGCUCUGAAUCAUAAAGCCUGUAACUUGAAGGAGCUGGGAAUGGACAAAUCUGCAUUUUCUGAGGAAUCACAGAUGCUACUGGAAAGUGUGGAAAAGAAAACUAACCUGAAUAUUUUGCAUUUUCCCUGGAUCAAAGAGGAAAGGAAGAAGAGGGGUGUUUGUCUGGUGUGGAACAGCAAGAAUUGA